This is a messenger RNA of Arachis stenosperma, 1620 nucleotides long. RefSeq lists its product as uncharacterized. Bases 1 to 1620 code for a protein of 539 amino acids. The transcript is spliced from 7 exons. NCBI's taxonomy places the organism in Eukaryota, Viridiplantae, Streptophyta, Magnoliopsida, Fabales, Fabaceae. The record is from RefSeq and is a predicted model, not a curated record.
AUGUUCAAAAAAUUCAUUGAAAAUGAGAUAGAUUCAAAGUCAAGUGCUGAAUUGCGUGCAAAGUUCUUCAAAAAUAUAGAAGUUAAGCGAGAAAAGAUGUCUUCCGGUCAGCAGCAACAUCAACCACCACCACCACUUAAGAGGAUAAAAACCCUUAGUGAUAGGGAAAGGGAGCAACUGUUAAGAAAAAAUGGUGUCCAAGCAAAUGAUAAGCAGAAUUUUGUAGAAAAGCCAAAAGUUGCAAAAGAAAAAGGGCAGAAUUUGAAGAAAAGUAAAGUACAGAAGGAAGCAAGUAUGACUCGUUCACAAGGAUCAACAUGUAGACAAGAAAAGGAACUUCCUUCUAAAUCUACUGCUAUGGCUCACAAGAAUACUACAGAAGUAGAUUCUAGAAUGAGUCAAGAUUUGAAGGGAAAAGAGACCACAAUUGAAGAUGAUAUUGAAGAUUGUGGCAGCUUGCAAGAAAGGCCAACUAAGAAGGGAAAAACACGUCAAUUUGCUUCAAUGCCGAUUGAUACAUUUCUUAAACUUAACAAUGAACCUGAUGGUGAAGAGCAAUUAGAUGAGAAUGAAGGAGAUAUUAUAGAGGAGCAGGACAAGGAUUAUAUUAAUCCAACUGAGGCUGAGAACUUAGACAAUACUUUGAAAGUGCGUGCUGUUUUAUCCUUGUCAAUGGCUUAUUAUGCUAAUUUUGAUAUCGCUUAUCUUUGUAUAGAGACAACAGUGAAGAAAACACGAGGACCUACACAAUGCUUGAAGAUUCAUGCAAGACAGUUGGAAGAUAGAGAACAAAUUACUCUAGAUAGUGAAGGAGAGGCAAUUGGUCCUACUGAUGAAGCUGAAAACAACUUGAGCAAAUUUUUGGGCACAGUGGCAAGGAAUUCAGAUUUUUGUCCAUUAAUUUACACAAAUUGGAAGGGGAUUAAAGAUAAAGAAGCCAUUUGGGAAUAUGUUCAAGCUAAAUUCAUUAUUCCAACUGAAGGAAAGAGGAUGGUCCUUGCUCGUAUCAAUGACAACUGGAGAAGGUAUAAGAUUACAAUAAAGCAAACUCAUUUUCUGCCAUACAAAUAUGUUAAUGAGAUGCUGAAAAAUCGUCCUAAAAGUAUACCUGAGAGUCAUUUUCACAAGUUAAUUGCUUAUUGGAGAACUGAGAAAGUUAAGAAAAUGUCUGUGCAGAAUAAGAAAAAUAGGGCACAACAGAAAUUUAGGCAUCGAAAGGGACCAAUAAAUUUUGCAAGAAUACGUGCAAGAUUGGCUGCUUCUAAGAAAAAUAAUGAACCACCUACUCAAGCAGAAAUGUUUGUUGAGACUCGCCAAAGCACAAAGGGAAAAUCAUUGGAUGAAGACACUCUGGAUGUUAUUGCACAUUUGCAAGCUGAGAAUAAAAAGUCUAAAGAAUCAGCAAUUAGAGCUUUCCAAUCCAUAUUUGGGAAAGAGAAGGCAGGGAGAGUGCGAUGUCACGGAAGAGUAACCACACCAACUUUGUUGAAGAAAAAUGAGGAAAUUGCCACCCUUAAGCAGCAACAUGCAACUGAGAAAGCAACAUUAGAGAAUAAGGUUGAUGUGAUGCAAAAAGAAGUAGAUGAACUAAAAUCGCUUGUUAAGAUGAUGCUGCAAUAA